AUUUCCUCAUCACACGCGCUUCGUGCAGAGAGGCGUAACACGCGUUUGAUCCCAUGGGCGAUUGCGAGGUUUUUCAUCAGGACGACGACAUUGGAGGACCUUUUCUAUUUGUUUGAGGGGAGUUUGGUGUGUACGAAGUGUUCAUAGAAGGUCGACCCACGAUUGAAGAAGAGGUGGAUUGAUAUAUCUCAUCACUAGCAACAAGUUGGUCGAAGAACCAGAUCACCAAGAUGUCGACCGAUAAGACAGCCAAGUAUAGGACGGAGAUCCAGCAGAUGAUGUACGUCUCUGGUGAGACCGGCGAACCAUCACCAGAAACAACUGGAAUGGUCGAGGAGAUUGUGCGCCAGCAAGUCAUCGAAAUGCUCCGCACCUGCACUGAGAACGCCGCCCGCCGCGGCUCCAAGUCCAUCACCACGGACGACCUCAUCUUCCUGAUCCGCCACGAUGCCGCCAAAGUCUCCCGCCUCCGCACCUUCCUCUCCUGGAAAGACGUGCGCAAAAACGUCAAGGACUCAGACGACAAAGGCAACGAAGCCGACAUCGGCACGGGCGACGAACCCGUCGCAGCCGUCGCCGCCACCGGCCCCGUCGACGUCUCCAAGAAGAACAAGAAAGCCAAGGUCGGCCUCCCCUGGGAGAUCGCCUCCCUCUACUCCCAGGAGGUCCCCGAGCGCGACGACGAAGACGACGAGGAUGAGGAGGAAAUGAACUACGCUACCCUCCAGCGUCUCAAGAAGGCUGAUGAGCGCACAAAGGCCAUGACCAAGGAGGAGUACGUCACUUGGUCUGAGUACCGUCAGGCGUCCUUCACCUUCCGCAAGGGCAAGCGUUUCCGCGAGUGGGCUGGCUUCGGGACCAUCACCGAGUCCAAGCCUAAUGACGAUAUUGUCGACAUCCUCGGCUUCUUGACCUUUGAGAUCGUGCAGACCCUCACUGAGGAGGCCCUGCGUAUCAAGGAGCAGGAGGACCUCUACAAAGAGAAGAGCGGCGUUGAGGACCAGGGCAAGAAGCGCAAGGCUGUCAAGGGACUCUUCGAUCCCCCUGCGGUUGGCAAGUCCCCUGUUGAGCCAAGACACGUUCAGGAGGCUUUCCGCAGACUUCAGGUGCGCCCGAAGAAGUCUCGCGCUAUGCUGAAUGGUACGAGGGGCCUGAACAGGACUCCGCUCAAGCUCUUUUGAACUGGCACAGUCCGUCUGGGACAGUUCUUCUAGCACGGUUCUUCCAGGACAGCUCUUCUGGCACGGUUCGUUCACAGUUCUCCUGGCCCAGUUCUUCUGGCUCAGUUCUCCUGGCGCAGUUCCUCUGCUGGGUGUCCUGCUUUUAUUGAUUUUGACUUCGGCGUGAAGGAUGGACAUGGGGCCUAAUGGUACGGGGACUUCAUGGCGUUUAUUUUGCGUGUUACUGUUCAUAGGAUGGAUUAUGACAAGAUGGUUUUACAGAGGUUCACAUGCGUAUUACUCUGCAUGAUAGGUCAUGGCGCCAAUGAACUCAUUAUAUACA
Molecule: messenger RNA, 1503 nt
Organism: Pseudogymnoascus verrucosus
Lineage: Eukaryota; Fungi; Ascomycota; Leotiomycetes; Thelebolales; Thelebolaceae
Gene: SPT3
Product: transcriptional regulator
Exons: 4
Coding region: 231-1181 (316 amino acids)
Biological process (GO): transcription by RNA polymerase II
Cellular component (GO): SAGA complex
Molecular function (GO): transcription coregulator activity; protein heterodimerization activity
Source: RefSeq, a predicted model, not a curated record